CGGAAGUCGCUUCCCCCUCAGCGGCGCUGCGGUGGCUAACGGAUCUGGGGAUGGGGGGGCGGUGGCUCAGCACCGCGGUGUCCGACGGGAUGCCGGCUGGUAAGGGGUGUGGCUGACGUCAGAUGCCAAGAUGGCGGCGGCGGUCGGGGUCUCCUUGAGGUGCGGCUUCCCGGCCGCGGCUGUCGGCGGAGUCGGCCUGCAGGCCUACCGAGGGGCACAGACAGCUGCUGCUGCAGCUCCCCGAAUCAAAAAAUUUGCUAUCUACAGAUGGAACCCAGACAAAGCUGGAGAUAAACCUCGAAUGCAGACUUACGAAAUUGAUCUGAAUAAGUGUGGUCCUAUGGUAUUGGAUGCUUUAAUCAAGAUUAAGAAUGAAAUGGAUUCCACUCUGACCUUCCGAAGAUCAUGUAGAGAAGGGAUCUGUGGCUCUUGCGCCAUGAAUAUCAACGGAGGCAACACCCUGGCGUGCACUCGGAAGAUUGACUCGGACCUCAACAAAGUCUCAAAAAUCUACCCUCUUCCGCAUAUGUAUGUGAUCAAGGAUCUAGUUCCUGAUUUGAACAACUUCUAUGCACAGUACAAGUCCAUCGAGCCCUAUUUGAAGAAGAAGGAUGAGUCCCAGGAAGGCAAGCAGCAGUACCUGCAGUCCAUCGCAGACCGGGAAAAGCUGGAUGGACUGUAUGAGUGUAUCCUGUGUGCCUGCUGCAGCACCAGCUGCCCCAGCUACUGGUGGAACGGAGACAAGUACCUCGGGCCUGCAGUUCUCAUGCAGGCCUACCGCUGGAUAAUCGACUCCAGAGAUGACUUCACAGAGGAACGCCUGGCCAAGAUGCAGGACCCCUUCUCUGUCUACCGUUGCCACACCAUCAUGAACUGCACAUUGACCUGCCCCAAGGGUCUGAAUCCAGGAAAAGCUAUCGCAGAAAUCAAGAAGAUGAUGGCAAUCUACAAGGAGAAGAGAGCAUCUGGUUAGCCCUCCUCAUGCUGAACUUAGCCGUUCAGCUCUGACUUGAACCCUGCAAACUCCUGGACUCUCCAUGAAACAGCAUGUAUGAGAACAUUUCAGAAAUCAAUAAAUGCUAUUCUACCUUGUUAACAAAAGCA
Molecule: messenger RNA, 1104 nt
Organism: Nannospalax galili (Upper Galilee mountains blind mole rat)
Lineage: Eukaryota; Metazoa; Chordata; Mammalia; Rodentia; Spalacidae
Gene: Sdhb
Product: succinate dehydrogenase complex iron sulfur subunit B
Exons: 8
Coding region: 131-973 (280 amino acids)
Biological process (GO): respiratory electron transport chain; tricarboxylic acid cycle; aerobic respiration
Cellular component (GO): mitochondrial membrane
Molecular function (GO): 2 iron, 2 sulfur cluster binding; electron transfer activity
Source: RefSeq, a predicted model, not a curated record